Malus domestica (apple) is the source of this 5256-nucleotide messenger RNA. Lineage: Eukaryota; Viridiplantae; Streptophyta; Magnoliopsida; Rosales; Rosaceae. The record is from RefSeq and is a predicted model, not a curated record.
UAUGUGUUUGACAGGCAGGUUUGGAUUCUGAUAGAACUGAUCAUGCCAAAUAAAAACAAGCGUUUGGUGUAAGCCAUCACAUCAUCAUUUGUAUUUCCUUCCAUCCACUCGAGAGAAAAUUGAGUGAAAAUUUAAUCGAUCGGCAUGGAAGGGAAGAUUGCAGGAGCUGUGUUUACUUUUUCUGUUGAGGGUAUACUGUCGAAGGUGGCAUCACUUGCUGCUCAAGAACUCAGUCUUGCUUGGGGUUUCAAAGCUGAACUAAAACGGCUUCACCAUUCAUUACUCACCAUUCAGGAUUUCUUGCAAGCUGUUUCCGAUCAACCACAAGAUCGGGUCAUGGUGGUGGAGGAGUGGGUGAGGAAACUUAAGGCUAUAGCUCAUGAAGCUGACGAUGUGUUGGAUGAGUUCGAGUACGAAGUUGUUCGCCGUAAAGUUGAACUCCAAAAUCAUAUGAAGAAAAAGGUACUUAACUUCUUUUCACUCUCCAAUCCAUUUGCAUUUCGUUUGAAAAUGGCACAUAAAAUUAAGAACAUCAACCAGUCCUUGGUAGAUCUCAAGGGUGAGGCAUCUUUCAUUGGUCUAGUUUCCAAGAGAAUAGAUGCAACCCCUCGAGGAAAUACAUGGGACAGACAAACCAACGCAUUCGUUGGCAGAGAUGAAAUAACUGUUGGAAGGGAAGAUGAUGUGUUAAAAAUAGUUACAACCUUGACCGACUCCAAAUACAAUCAAGAAAAUCUUGCGGUUAUGGCCAUUGUGGGAAUGGGAGGCAUCGGAAAGACAACGUUGGCCAAGUCAGUUUACAAUGAGGAUUUGAUACACAAGUUUUUCGAAGCAAAAAUAUGGGUUUGUGUAUCGAACACUUUCGAUAUCAAUUUGAUUCUACUUCAGAUGUUAGAACAGCUUAAUCCGACAAAGGUCCCUUCGAAAGAUAACCAGAAUGCUUUGCUUAUCUUCCUUAAUGAAGAGUUGAAAGACAAAAGAUACUUACUCGUACUUGAUGAUGUUUGGAACGAAGAUUCUGAAAAAUGGAAUAAUUUAAUGGAAUGUUUGUUUAAGCUUAAAUCUGCUGGGGGAUCCAAAAUCAUGGUCACUACUCGUAGUACAAAAGUUGCAUCAAUCUCAGAAAAACUACUUCGACGACAUGAGCUGGGAAAACUUUCUGCGGAUGAAUGUUGGUCCAUCAUGAAAAAGAAAGCCUUCCCAAAUAGCAGUGCUCGUAUAGUUCCUCAGUUCAAGACAAUUGGAAGGAAAAUUGCUGAAAAUUGUGGUGGCGUUCCAUUGGUGGCAAAGGUUUUGGGAGGCAUUUUGUACACUAAAAAUAGUAUUGCUGAAUGGUUGUCAUUUAAAGAAAGUGGAAUAUGGAACAACCUACCGAAAGGAGAAGAUAGAAUUAUGUCAGUCUUGAAGUUGAGUUUUGACAAUUUAGAAUCACCAUCAUUGAAGCAAUGUUUUGCAUAUUGCUCAAUAUUCAAGAAAGAUUUUGAAAUUCAAAGAGAUAAUUUGAUUCAACUUUGGAUGGCUCAAGGACUACUCCGCCCUUCACUUGGUGAAAGUAAAGAUAUGGAGGAUAUAGGCAAUGAAUAUUUUGAUAUUCUAUUGCAGAGCUCCUUAUUUCAAGAUGCUACAUUGGAUUAUAAUGGCACUAUUAGCGAAUGCAAGAUGCACGAUCUUGUGCAUGAUUUGGCAAAACUUGUAUCCAGAUUUGAAAGCUUGACAGGAGACUUCCAUGGCAUAGAUAAUACAGAUGAGAUUCGACAUGUUGCACGAGUUUCUACUUCUAUACUGAAAAAAAUUCCAGAAAGAAGCGCUGGAAAAUUGCGAUCACUGGUCUCUGAUGAUGGUGAAGUUCCUAUUAACAUUCUCCCACGGUUCAAAGCUUUACGCAUCUUGAAUCUAAGUAAUGCUAAUAUUGAAGAGUUUCCAACUUCAGUUGAAAGGCUGAAACACUUAAGGUAUCUUGACAUUUCUAAAACAAGGUUCAAAUUACUCCCCAGCUCUAUAGGCAAGCUCUAUAACUUACAGACGUUAAGAGCGACAAAUUGUGCCCUUAAAGAGUUUCCAAAAGAAUUGCAAAACUUGAUCAAUCUGAGACAUAUUUAUUUUGAUGAGAGCACAAAAUUUCCACAGGGGUUAAGGCGAUUGACUUGCCUUAGAACAAUACUAUACUUUUCGGUGGGUAAUGAGAUUGGUCGUCGAAUUGAAGAGUUGGCUGGCUUGAAAGAAUUGAAAGGUGAAUUAGUUGUUUGUAAUCUGGAACGCGUAGAGAAUGGAGAAGAAGCAAAAAAAGCUAAACUAGAGGACAAGAAAAAAGUAUGCCAUCUGACACUCAGAUGGACGAGAUAUAGGUCAACAACUGACAACAAUGACGAGGGGGAUGUACUGGGAGGCCUCCGACCGCAACCUGAUUUAGAGAGCUUAAGUAUUGAAAACUUCAUGGGCGAUAAGUUUCCAUUGUGGAUGAUGAGUAGACCAUUACAGCUCAACAACUUGAAGAAGAUUCAGUUAUUUGGAUGCAAUAAAUGUGAAGAAGUCCCACCGCUUGGCCAUCUACCUAAUCUUACGGAGCUUAAGAUUAGCGGAAUGGCUAACUUAAAAUGUUUUGGAGUCAUUGAUUAUGAUCUUGCCCCCGAUAUAUUCGGUUCUUGUGGUUCUCUUGAGAGAUUGGUUAUUCGUAAUUGUGAAAAGCUGAGGCAGUUGCCGGAUGGGCUAGAUACACUUCCUCUCCUUGAGUACCUGGGUAUAUACAGAUGUCCUAAUCUAGAAUUGAUUCCAAUUAGACAGGGCAUGGCAUCUCUACGCAGAUUAGAGAUUUAUCAUUGUGAACAAUUGUCACGACUACCGAGUGGGUUAGACUACUGCACCUCUCUCCAGAAAUUGGUUGUUCAUAACUGCAGUGGUUUGUCAGGCCCAUUGAGUGGGCUUCAAGGCUGCACCUCUCUCGUGGAAUUGUUUAUAUGGCGUUGCAAUAAUCUGACAUCAAUUGAAAUUAAAGGCGGCGCGUCUCUCACCUCUCUUCAGAAGUUGACAAUCAGAUAUUGCGAUGAACUAUCGAGCUUACCUGCUCUUCCACAACACUUUCCCUCUCUUCAGCAAUUGUAUAUAAGUGAAUGCCCUAAGCUAACGUCGUUUGGUGUCCAAAGUAGCAGUAUUGAGGAGAAAUGCGUUUCAGAUUUGCGCACAAUGAUACCCCUUCAACAACUGAGGAUUGAAUACUGUGAAGGAUUGGAAAGUUGGGUGAGCGGGCUGCAAUUCCCAGUCUCUCUUGAGUGGCUGGCAAUAAACGAUUUCCCAAAUUUAGAGAUUCUUCCAAGUUUAGACAACCUUCAUUCUCUUCGCUAUCUGGAGAUCAGAAACUGGCGAAAGCUAAAAUAUCUGCCGGCGGGGCUACGGUGGCUUUCUCACUUGAAGAAAUUACAAAUUGGUCCGUUCUGGGAGGAGCUCGAUUCCUUCCCUGAUUUUGGAGUUGGAUCAUUGAUGCAUCUUACAAUGUUAGACUUGUGGGGUUGGCCUAAGCUCAAGUCUUUGCCUCAACAGAUUCAACACUUGACUUCUUUGACAGAUUUGAUGAUGGUUUCAUUUGACGGAGUGGAGACUUUGCCAGAAUGGUUGGGUAACCUUACAUCCCUUGCACAGCUGGAGAUACAAGAUUGCAAGAAUCUGUCGAAUUUACCUAGUGUCGAAGCUAUGCAACGUCUCACCAAAUUACAAAUCCUGGACAUUUCCGGAUGUCAUCCUCUUUUAGAGCAGAAAUGCACCAGGGACAACGGCACAGAUUGGCCUAAGAUUGCUCACAUUCCAAAUAUCACAAUUAAGAGUCUGGGACAACAGUUGGAUUGAAGCUACGCAACGCCUUUAGAAACUGCAACAAAUGAGUUGCGGAAAAACCAAAGUAUGUACAGUUGAAUAUUCAUGGACGCAACUUCCGCAUUGGAGUUAGUCCAAUGGCAUCUAUAUUUCUUUUGGCAUGCUGUGGCGUUUUUUCAGGAUGCUCAAUGGGUGCAAACUGAGUACAGAUUUUUGAAUCGUAUGAACAAUGACUUGAAUUCAGUUGAUUAUUUAAUCGACAUUUCAUAUCCCUCAAGUAGCUUUACUGUCAAAUACCUGCAUUAUUGCAGAAAUUAGGAAUCAACUUCAUUCAUGAUGUUCAAGGUUGAUCAUUGCAGCUUGAAUUAUUAGAUUUGAAAGGGUGGACAAAGCUCAAGUCUCUGCCUCAUUAAAUUUAAAUGUUUUAUGUAUCGACUAUUUGAGGGAGUGGAGGCUUUACCAGAGUGGUUGGGGAACAUUACAUCCCUUAGAGAGCUGGGGAUUUAGAAUAAUUUGAUGAAUCUACCCUCUGCCAAGGCUAAGCAACGCUUCGCCAAUUUACUGUCGCAGUGAACUUAAGCAAUAACGUUCAAGAUCUUGGGACUUUUUGGGAUUCAAUGAGAAAUUUAGUCGAAGAGCAAUUAUCGAAAGUGAUAUUAUUGUUGAUGUGUUCGAAUGUAGGAUUUGGGUGGAAUCUGAGCUUUAAAGAUGAAGGUUUUGGCCUGCCUCCCCAGAGGUAGAAAGGUGCCUGUGAAGGCUGCUAAAAUUUCAGGUGCAACAAGCAAGCUCACUGGACCUCGAUAUCACUCUCAAGAGUCUUUGAGGGAUGUUUUCGUUCAUGGAACUCACUUUGCCUCAGCGGUGAAAGGGAAUGCUGUUGAGGUGCUGCGAAAAUUGCAACAUACAAAGUAUGCGAGCUUUUCUGCUGCGGUCAUAUCAGGCCAUCUCAGUUGGAGCAUGUAACGUCUCAAAUGUCUCAGGAGGUUGCUGAGGAAUAUACGAUGCCAACAAAUUCGAGGGGACUUUGUUCAUCCUUCAGCGGAUUACCUUUGGUUCUACAGGCCCAGACUUGUUUUAUUUGUGAUGUUAAUAUUAACGUGUUCCGUAAUUCUUCUCAAAUGGCAUUUUCUUCAUUUGCUUGGAUUGACAAUCAAGAGUUCCAAACUUCCUACUUCCGAGGUACCAGAGGACUCUUAGAGUUUCUCGAGUAGUGGCGUGGGAGUGCUUCUUGUGAAUCUAAAUGUGUUGAACCAUUUUCACUUUUCUUGUGUCUUCACCAAAUUCUUUUCAACUGGAAUGAUUUUUCUAGAAGCGAGAGAGAUUAUGAUAAUCUACAUGUAUAAAGAAAAAGGACGGUUCAUUAUGGAUAUGUUACUUGGUAGCAAACCCGGCAAUUUGUUCAUGUUCGAUACAAAUACAUAUGGAUGACUAGAAAGUCUUUAAUUUGAUUGA